AUGUCCGGCGACGAGAACAUCGAUCCUGCGCUCCUUGGCUCCUCGAAAUCUCAGCGCGAUGAGCACCAUAAGAAUCUCGGUGUCUCCAAGAAACGCAAACGUGCGAAAGAUCUGUACGAUGCCGCCAUCAAGUCGCUCUGGGGCCCUCAAAUCACUGGAGAUAUAGUCGAAUAUAAUGAGGCCAUGAAGAAGUUCCAAGAUCAGGUCAAGAACUUCAAGCACGGCACUCUGACCAGAAUGCAAGCAUUCGUAGAGGAGAUAAUCGAAGCUAAUGCUAGCAUUCUCACCCUACCGGAGGCCGGCCUGCAGAUCAAGUUUGAAUCUGUAUUUUCUCCAGAGAACUUCUGUCGUGUCCAUUAUUAUAUGGAGAAGUACGUGGACCUCGACAAGAGCCACAAGAAUGGCGUCAAGUUCGCCAAAACCACCUUCGCACAGCUGGCCAUCGAGGUAAUGGCAUUCGUCAAAGUCCUUAGAGAUAAGGCAACGAAGAAGGACGGCACUGCUCGGGAUCGGUUGACCGCAGCUUUUGCUGCAAUUCCCAACCACCCGGCGUUCAAGAGAAUCCGCAGAGACAAGCACUUCGUGGAGAAGACGUCUUGCUCGCUCGGCCGCAAGAAGGAGAAGCAGGGCAGGGACCUUUCGGUCCUUAGCCGCAUGAACGUAGAGAUGGAGUAUUCCUCCGAAGAAGAAGAGGACUCUCCUACAGAACACAUUCGGUCGAUUCGGACGGCCGCCGCCUCCUCCUCCUCCCAACUUCAAUCACUACUGGAGUCUCGACCAAUACUCGCAGACGAGCACUCUGGCCUAGUCAGAGCUGGCAGAAGAAGCACAGCAGCUUCCAUCGAUCCGCGCCUUCUCGAACAUCGCCCGACCAGCAAUUCGCAUCAGCACCAUCGCAGUGACCAGCGAGUGCGAGAUCAAGACUCCAGCCGAGCGAUUCAGCAGAGCCAAGCGAUUCAGCAGACUCAGGAUCAUGGCGGUAGCACCGCGCAACGCAGCCCUCUCAAGAGCCUGUCGAUCAAUGCUCAACCGACUCGUCCGCACCGACGAACCAAGACCUGGAUGUGGCGCAGGAAGACAGUCGCCAUCAGCCAGACGGAAGAAGUAUUCCACUGGAGCAUUGCGGAACAGUACAACGAGCGUCUGCCGCCGCCGCCGCCGCCGCCGAUACCACUUAAAGACGUCCUGACUGGCUGCGGGCAGCAGGCGGGGCACUGUCACUUCAUUCUCGCCGGUGACACCGCAAUGCAAUCAAUUCUAUCUCAGCCCUCGUGGUGUUCGGUCGAGCACCACGUUGAGGUCCAGUGCCAGCCACAGCGCUUGAUCGCAGUGCCCCUGACCGAGCACUGCGACAAGCAGCAUUGUGGACUCAUAGCCGACGGUGCAUUGCUCCUGACCGAGCGUUGCGUUGUCAACAUCGUGAUCAACUGCCAGCGUGGUGCUCCUGACCGAGCACCACCUUUGGACUUCGUCAAGCGUCUACGUUUCAAGCCAUGUUGCAGGCUGAACGUCUCGCACGCUAACCGUCUUGCAGGCUGUCGCACGCUAAUGGUCCAAGAAGCUGAUCGUCUCAAGAGAACGGUUGUCUCGCAGGAAGCUGUCUGUCUCGCAGGCUGGAGGGUGAUCGUAUCGCAGGCUGUGAUUGGAGGGUUUGGAGAACUCGGAGGAGGCUGGGGAGGCUGGAGAGGCUGGAGAGGCUGGAAGGUUUAG
Zymoseptoria tritici IPO323 is the source of this 1710-nucleotide messenger RNA. RefSeq lists its product as uncharacterized. The record is from RefSeq and is a predicted model, not a curated record. The coding region runs from base 1 to 1710 and encodes 569 amino acids. The transcript is spliced from 11 exons. NCBI's taxonomy places the organism in Eukaryota, Fungi, Ascomycota, Dothideomycetes, Mycosphaerellales, Mycosphaerellaceae.